AUGUUGCAGUACUUCCUUCGCGAGUACGACGUGGUGUCCAAGUUUGCUGUGCACCCGCACACGAAGAAGCCCAUCAGCCGCGAGCUGCAUGCUGCCAUGAUUCAGGAGAGCACGCGCUUCUGGGCCAUUGACGCCGAGCACACCCUCUUCCUCGCCGCGCUUGACCAGCACUAUCACUCUGCAGACUUCAUGGCUUCACCCGAUCUACAGCGUGGACUGCAACGCAUCAGCGAAGACUAUCUCUCCACGCUGCCGGACAACGUGCCACGUUAUCGCACGUUCCGGCACUUGACGUCGUACGCUUCGAGCUACUACUCAUACCCAUGGUGCCAGGCCAUGGCUGGCUUCAUCUGGUCCGAGUGCUUCCAAUCUCGACCCCUCGAUCGCCACACGGGCGAGCGAUACCGCGAGCACAUCCUGGCACCGGGCAGUUCAGGGAACGAGUGGCGACGCAUCGAGCACAUGAUUGGCUUCAAGCCAAGCGUGCAGGACCUGGCAGAGGGACUGUCGCGCCCCUGACGUGCACAUGUCACAUGACUUUCUGUUCUGUUACUCCUUCACACACUGCCGUCACCAUCCCCGGCACUAUGAACAUCAAAGCUGUCAACCUUUCUGCCUCAAAGCAAAGUAAAAGGUGGCCUCUGUCA
This is a messenger RNA of Salpingoeca rosetta, 647 nucleotides long. RefSeq lists its product as uncharacterized. The transcript has 5 exons. The record is from RefSeq and is a predicted model, not a curated record. Gene Ontology annotation, cellular component: mitochondrion. Bases 1 to 519 code for a protein of 172 amino acids. Gene Ontology annotation, molecular function: metalloendopeptidase activity. Lineage: Eukaryota; Choanoflagellata; Craspedida; Salpingoecidae. Gene Ontology annotation, biological process: peptide metabolic process.